This is a messenger RNA of Trifolium pratense (red clover), 2073 nucleotides long. RefSeq names its product histone acetyltransferase GCN5. Gene Ontology annotation, cellular component: histone acetyltransferase complex. Gene Ontology annotation, molecular function: histone H3 acetyltransferase activity; protein binding. Gene Ontology annotation, biological process: chromatin remodeling; positive regulation of transcription by RNA polymerase II. The coding region runs from base 107 to 1732 and encodes 541 amino acids. Lineage: Eukaryota; Viridiplantae; Streptophyta; Magnoliopsida; Fabales; Fabaceae. The record is from RefSeq and is a predicted model, not a curated record. The transcript is spliced from 13 exons.
AAAAGCGGUGUUGGUAAAAACAAUAUAUCACGUGCCGUUCCCGAUAACUAAGAAGAAGCAAUUGAACUGAACUGAAAACAACGACCGGAGAGAGUAAAACCCUAAGAUGGAAUCGCACGGCGGAGGACCACUCCGUUCACGGAGUUCACAGUCCGCCUCUCCUUCUCACUCUGCCUCUGCCUCCGCCACCUCUUCCAUCCACAAACGCAAACUCGUAUCCGAAGAUCACGCGCCUCCAUUCCCUCCUUCUUCCUUAUCCGCCGACACUCGCGACGGCGCACUCACUUCCAACGACGACCUCGAAAGCAUUUCCGCCCGCGGCAAUGACUCUGAUUCCGACGACGAUUCCGAGGAUGCAGUUGUUGAUGACGACGAAGAUGAGUACGACAAUGACAACGGUUCCUCCAUGCGUAAUUUCACUGCUUCUAGGCUAAAUAACGCUCCUUCCGCUCCUCGUAACAGUAAGCUCAAAACUGAAAACUCUACUGUUAAGAUUGAACAAUCUGAUGUGGCAAAAGAUGCCGGACCUACCGUUACCGGUGCUUCUGCUGGUGGCGGUUCCGUCCCCGGCAUUGUAGUUAAGGAGGAUGCAACGAAGAUAUUCACUGAAAAUUUGCAGACUAGUGGUGCUUACAGUGCUAGGGAAGAGAGUCUUAAGAAAGAGGAAGAAACUGGAAAGCUCAAAUUUGCAUGCCUUUCGAAUGAUGGUGUCGACGAGCAUAUGGUUUGGUUGAUAGGAUUGAAGAAUAUAUUUGCUAGACAACUUCCCAAUAUGCCCAAGGAGUAUAUUGUUCGACUUGUUAUGGAUAGGAGCCAUAAGUCUGUAAUGGUUAUAAGGCGUAAUCAUGUCGUUGGAGGCAUUACAUAUCGCCCAUAUGCAAGCCAGAGGUUCGGUGAGAUAGCCUUUUGUGCAAUUACGGCUGAUGAGCAAGUAAAAGGAUAUGGUACCAGAUUGAUGAAUCACUUAAAACAGUAUGCUCGCGAUAUAGAUGGGCUGACCCAUUUUCUCACAUAUGCUGACAAUAAUGCUGUUGGCUAUUUUAUCAAACAGGGAUUUACUAAAGAGAUUCAUUUGGAGAAAGAUCGAUGGCAAGGUUACAUAAAGGAUUAUGAUGGGGGAAUUCUCAUGGAAUGUAAGAUUGAUCCAAAGCUUCCUUACACUGAUUUAUCAACUAUGAUCCGUCGUCAAAGACAGGCAAUAGAUGAAAAGAUUAGAGAACUGUCAAACUGUCACAUUGUUUAUACUGGAAUUGAUUUUCAGAAGAAAGAAGCUGGUAUUCCUAAGAAAAUUAUUGAUGACAUCCCUGGUUUGCGAGAGGCUGGAUGGACUCCUGAUCAGUGGGGUCAUUCGCGGUUCAGAACUUUAGGUGGUUCUACUGACAAUGCUACAAACCUGAAACAUUUAACCGUGCUUAUGCGCUCACUUCUAAAGUCGAUGCUUGAUCACGCUGAUGCUUGGCCAUUCAAGGAACCUGUUGAUGCACGGGAUGUUCCUGAUUAUUAUGAAAUCAUCAAAGAUCCAAUGGAUCUGAAGACAAUGAGUAAGAGGGUGGAAUCAGAACAAUAUUAUGUCACAUUUGAGAUGUUUGUUGAGGAUGUCAAAAGAAUGUUUUCGAAUGCACGUACCUAUAAUUCUCCAGAAACCAUAUAUUACAAAUGUGCUACAAGACUAGAAGCCCACUUUGAAAGCAAAGUGACAUCGUUCCUUCAGUCUGGCUCCAAAAUUCAGUAAAGACACCUAAACAGCCCAGCAUACUGUUGUAUUUUUAUAAUUAUUCCCAUACAAAUCAAUAAGUCAUGUAAAUAGUAGUUGCGACUUGAACUGUAAUUUUAUUCUGAUUCUAUUUAGUGUAGCUGCUUAUCAGACUUCUUGUGCACACUUUAUUGUGUCAGGAAAUAAUAGUUUACUAUGUUUAAAGAAAGAAAACCUGUAAUCAAGAUGCCAUCGAAAGAUUUUGUACUUCUGCCAGAAAUUAUGUAGUUUUUGUUUUGUGGAGAAGACUUGACUAUAGUGCCAUAGGCACAGUUUGACCCGUGUUUCACAGUUUUAUUUAUACAAUGUCGUUUAAAGCA